Messenger RNA from Alosa sapidissima (American shad), 2999 nucleotides. RefSeq names its product tumor necrosis factor, alpha-induced protein 3 (gene tnfaip3). The transcript is spliced from 9 exons. Gene Ontology annotation, biological process: cell migration; cytoskeleton organization; protein K29-linked deubiquitination. Gene Ontology annotation, molecular function: cysteine-type deubiquitinase activity; DNA binding; zinc ion binding. Bases 212 to 2776 code for a protein of 854 amino acids. The record is from RefSeq and is a predicted model, not a curated record. Gene Ontology annotation, cellular component: nucleus; cytoplasm. Lineage: Eukaryota; Metazoa; Chordata; Actinopteri; Clupeiformes; Clupeidae.
GCGUGUGUGUGGCGGAAAGUCCCUAGCUCUGUGGAAAUCCCCACUCUUUUCCGUGUUGAAGAAGCCGUAUUGCUUAAAUUAAGUUUAACACUGUGAGCUAGAAUCUUAUACCGUGAGGACACUACAACAUAUCUGUGAGUUAAGGUUAAUGGCGCUAUGGACGACUGCGGUUACAUUCAGUGAAGUGCCAGUGGUCUAGUCGGAGCAUCUUAUGGGCUUUGUUGAUACCGACAUAUUGAACAGUACCGAGUUGGUGCCGAUUAUUCCGGAAUACGCCAUGUCGCAGGGUCAAAAUUUCCUGCCCAAGUUCUUGUUUGUGAGCAACCUGUUCAAGGCCAUGAAGAUCCGGGAGAGGGUGCCCAACGACGUGGUCAAGCCGUCGUCCAGUGGUGGCCUGGUGCACCACCUGCGGGGCAUGCACCGGCACACGCUGGAGAUGAUCCGCAUGAGCCACUUCCACCAGACCUUCCGCGAGGUCAUCCAGUCGGCCAUCUUGGACCGGGCCAUGCAGACCUCCCUGGAGCAGGAGAAGAGGCUCAACUGGUGCCGCGAGGUCAAAAAGCUGGUGCCACUGCGAACCAAUGGGGACGGUAACUGCCUGCUCCAUGCCGCGUCCCAGUACAUGCUGGGGGUGCAGGACACGGACCUGGUCCUGAGGAAGACCCUGUACGCAGUGCUGAAGGAGACCGACACGGCUGACUUUCGAGCACGCUUCCAGACAGAGCUGCUCCACUCACAGGAGUUCACCCAGACAGGCCUCCGCUACAGCACCAUGAACUGGGAUGAGGAGUGGAAGAAGAUCGUGGACAUGGCCUCACCAGUGUCCAGUAGCAACGGCCUGCAGUUUGACUCACUGGAGGACCUCCACAUCUUUGUGCUGUCGAACAUCCUCCGGAGGCCCAUUGUGGUCAUAGCAGACAGUGUGGUAAGAAGUAUGAAGUCUGGAUCCUCUUUCGCCCCGCUCAAUGUGGGCGGCAUCUACCUGCCCCUGCACUGGCCCGCCAGUGAGUGCUACAAGUAUCCCAUAGUGCUCGGCUACGACUCACAGCACUUCGCUCCCCUCAUCACCAUCAAGGACAGCGGCCCAGAAAUCCGAGCCGUGCCACUGAUCAAUCCGGGCCGCGGCGGCUUUGAGGAGCUGCGGGUGCACUUCCUGACUGAGAAAGAGCACCAGCAGAAGGAGCGCCUGCUGAAGGAAUACCUGAUGCUGAUCGACAUCCCCGUCAUCGGCCUCCCCUGCGACACAACGCGCAUCAUCAGUGCAGCCAGGUUGGAUGAAGGGAACCUCCCAGAGGAUAUGGACCUGAUGGAGGACUACUUGCAGCUGGUCAACCACGAGUACAAGCGCUGGCAGGAGGACAAAGAGGCCCUCUGGGCCCCUCAAGCCCAGCAGCGGCCGCCGCCCUUCUCCGUCUCACAGCUCUCGCUCAUCGAGAUCCGGUGCGCCACGCCGCGCUGCACCUUCUACGUGUCGGUGGACACGCAGCCGCACUGCCACGAGUGCUUCGAGAAGCGGCAGGCCAGCCGGAAGCUGGAGCCCAACGUGACGUCGUCGGUCGGACCCGGGGUUGUGGUGGGGACGACGGGGGCGGGGGUGACGCUGGGAGGGCCGAUAGCGGCCGAGUCGGAGGGAGGACGCUAUCGGGGGGCCCCUCCGGCGCCCACGACUGUUGACCGCACCCAGAUUCCGAGCCCGCGGUCAGCCCCUCCGACUGCCCCCAGCCUGAGCCUGUACAGCGAGACGCACGCCAUGAAGUGCAAGACGCCCGGCUGCCUGUUCACGCUCAGCGUGGAGCACGAUGGACUGUGCGAGCGCUGCUUCGCCGCCCGGCAGAACCCGCCGCCACCACCGCCGCCGGCCAACACAAACACCACGCCCCUCAACGGCCCCACGCACUACGUCUGGAGCCAGUGCCCCGGCGGCAGGGACCGCGAGCGAGACCGGGACCGAGACCGCGAGCGAGAAUGGGACCGCGAGCGCGAGAGGGACCGCGAGGCCGAGCGCUGUAGCAUGUGCCGCCAGGAGGCCUUCAGGAUAUUCAACGGACUGUGCCCGCCCUGCAUGCAGCGGACAGAGGUGGAGAGGGGCGAGCCCCAGCUGCCCGGGCCCCCCCGCAUCGACCCCUUGGCUGCCUCGUCCUCGGUGUGGACGCAGCUCCGUGACGCGGAGCGGCCAGCUGCUUGGGGACUCACGCCCCGGCACGUGCCCACCAACACGGCGCGGCUGUGCAAGCGCAGCGGCUGCCAGUUCUUCGGCACGCAGGAGAAGCUGGGCUUCUGCACCAUCUGCUAUGUGGACUAUCAGACCAACCACCAAGCACCACCAGCUACCGUCCAGCCACGUCACACGUCUGAGGCGGGCUUCCAGAACUGCCCGCGGUGCCGGGGGCCUGGUUGCGGAGCGUUGGGCAAGGCCAUGCUGGAGGGCUACUGCAACAAGUGCUACGUGAAGGAGCAGAGCGCCCGGCUCAACCAGGCCACCACCAGAGGACCCAACUCGCCCCCACUAGUCGUGAGGGCACCCAAGGCCCGUCCACCCCCCACGUCCAGCCAGGCUCAGUGCCGACGAAGUGGCUGUAAGAACCUGUCGCCUGGCUGCACGGACCUGUGCCCGGACUGCGUGGGCCGGGGUCAGCGCGAGGGCCGGCGCGCCCAGGCGCCCAAGGAGAAGAGCAAGCAGCGCUGCCGCACACUGGGCUGCGACCACUACGCCAACCAGGAGAAACAGGGCUACUGCAACGAGUGUGACCACUUCAAGCAGAUCUACCGCGGCUGAGGUCCGCGUCUCAAGACGGCGAGAGCGAAGAAUUCGCCCCAGUGCUGAUAGUCUGGACUAGCAUGCGGCUCAGUUCGAGGUGCAAUUUGAGAUCAUGAGUGGCUCGAUCUUCUUUUUUUUUUUUUUUUUUUCGCCACUGACCAAUUGGCAGCCCGCCCAUAUCAUAUACAACCCCACCUCUUCCCCUACUGAAUCAACCUGAAGGCCAAAUGAUAAAACAAAA